CAAACGAAACCCGGAAGUAACAUGCGACAGUUUUCAUGGGGGCUUUUUAACACUUUUAAUAACAAACAUGUGAAGUGUGAAGUGUGAAGUGUGAAGUGUAGUGUGCAGGUUAUAAGCUGGCAAAUGGCAGGAGUUAUAUUUACAUGGAUUUGGCUGUUUAACGCCGUUUUAUGUUGUUUCGCUGACGAUGUGAACCAUGUCACUGGGUUCUACUCCAGUCCGCCCCAGAGGUUGUCCAAGUACAGCUGGUUCGGGAACGCGCGUCUGUUCCGGUUCCAGGUUCCUGAAGGGGCGGAGCUUGUGCGCUGGUCCCUUACGGUACUGCGUGGCUCCGGGUUCAGGUGCAGCGACCAGAACAUCGCAGUACACUUCCGGGCCGGAGCGCCGCCGGUCAUCAACCCCAUUAACACGUCUUUCUCCAAUUCCACGGAAUUCUCUCUGGCUUACAAUCUGACUGUGAGUGUGAGGGACGCUCAGGCCAUCAGCACCACGCUGUUUAACGUCACGCAGCCAGAAGCUGGAGACUGGUUCAUUGCCGCUCAUCUGCCUAAAGACGAUGGCAAGAUAGAACAGCAGGGGCUGCCAUCGUGUUCGUAUUUGUUGCAGACACAGAUGUAUGUGAGGAGAGCCGUCGACACACCGAUCCUGCAGACCAACAUUCCUCUCAGUCAAACUCUCACUCAGCAACAAGCUCAGUACAGGGUUUUUGUUCUGGAGUUUUCCUCUAAGCUGGAAGUCUUUAUCCAGUCGUGCUCAGUACAGACUGUUCCUGUUAGUGAGUGCUCACUGUCAAUCACUUUAGGCUCCGCCUCUUUGGGCCAGAGCUCAGUGAUUACAGCAAACUGCUCUGGGAACCAGCCGUGCUCUGUUUCUCUGUCCAAUCCUCCGUGGAACACCUGGGUGAGGGUUUCAGUGGAGAUCAGCCGAGUGAAUGUAACAACGACUUUCAGCAUCUCAGCAAACUACACAGCAAGCUGUAAACCCUUGAGUGUUCCUUCAGAUGUGAACAUCUCCUUUCCCCUCAGCAGCUCAUCUCUCAUAUCAUCCUCCAACACCUCACUGUACACUAACAGCUGCAUCCAGACCCCGGCUGUGUUACGGGAGACUCAGGACAUCUUCUCAGUUCGCUUUACCAUCACUAACAACAGUGUGACUGCACUGUCCCUCUUCCCCACCAUGCUGACGCUGGAGCUGGACUCUGCAGACAGUGGGGGGGUGCUGAUCCUCCAGCUCCAACUUAACACGACCUCUGUUACUGGUCCAUUCGACAGUGUGAGGGUGUGUUUAACACCUUCUGCUCCUGUUCUCCAGCUCAACACCAGCCAGUCAUGUGAUGCAGCUUUCAUGAAGGGAUAUCCACUCAGAGUGAACAGUAAUGAAACAAAGGCGUUGUUGAGAAUUCCAUUUCCUAAACCUGUGACCUGGUACCUCAGUCUGCAAAGCAUCUGUAACAACAGUGUUGAAUGCAGUAAUAUCUCAGCUGUGGUGAGUGUGUCGGCAAGUGUGAGUGCGUGUGUUGACGACUGCGGACCAUACGGAGAAUGCAGGCUGCUGCGCACAUACAGCUACAUGUACGCUGCCUGUGUGUGUAAAUCAGGUUGGUUGGGUUGGAGCUGCUCAGAUGGAUCUAGUGCUCUGUCGUUCUCUAGGCAGUUAACCGCGGUGCUUCUGCUCACACUCAGUAACCUGCUCUUCAUCCCUCCAAUCGUGGUUGCACUGUACCGAGGCUAUCACACAGAGGCCACAGUCUACCUCUUCACCAUGUUCUUCUCCACAUUUUAUCAUGCAUGUGAUCAGCCCGGAGUGACGGUGCUCUGCAUCAUGGACUAUGACACACUGCAGUUCUGUGACUUCCUGGGCUCCGUGGUGUCCGUGUGGGUCACUAUUGUCUGCAUGGCUCGUCUGAAGGACACUCUGAAAUACGUCUUCUUCUUGGGUGGCACUCUCCUUGUCGCCAUGGCGAUGCAGUUGGACCGCAGAGGUUUGUGGAACCUUCUAGGUCCUGUGCUGUUUGCAUUAGCCAUCAUGCUAACCACCUGGAUUUAUCGUGCUGUGAAACGUCGUCACUGUUACCCACCCACGUGGAAGCGCUGGGUUUUCUUCCUGAUCCCCGGCAUACUGUCAGCGGUCAUAGGGCUGUGUGUAUAUGCCUUUGCUCAGACUGACAGCAACUACUACUAUACACACUCCAUCUGGCACAUUGUGGUGGCCACCAGUGUGGUGUUCCUGCUGCCACCACGAGAGAAGAACAUCCCGCCCUGGGGCUGGUCACACAAACUCUGUGGAUAUAAAAUCUGUCUAAACCAGAAGGAAGAUCUGCACAUUGUUUCCUAACUGCACACACACACACACACACACACACACACACCUUGUUCAGGUGUAAUGAGCAGUGCAGCUUUACGGGUGAAUUCUGUUCUUAAGCUUUAUUUAUGACAGGGUUUGAUUUAACUCACAUGACUUUAUGAGCAGAAAUAAAAAAAUUACACAUUAAAAUGUGAAACACAUCAACAGCACAUGAGCUCUGAUCAGAAAGGGGCGGUCCUUACUAAACAUGCUUAGUGCUGAUUGGACAUGUAGGUGUAUCACAUGACUCACAUAAAAAAAGAGCACUUUAGUAGUUUAAUGUGAAGUCACUGCUGUUAUUCCAGUAUGGAGGAAUUUACAGGAUUCUCAGAGAUAUUGAGAUAACUGAGAGAUAUAAUACUAACUAUUAAAUAAAAUCCUCAGAAGUCUGAAAUAAACAAGAGAAACCUUACAUUUACAGAAGUAAAAACAUGGUUCUGGACUGUGGUUCUCUAAACCAUGUGGUUCUCUAAACCAUGUGGUUCUCUAAACUUUUCUCAUUCUAUUUUUCUUCAAACAAAAAAUAAUAAAUUGUGACUGAAAGCAUCAGUAGAUUCAUUUAGACAGAACAUCCACCAGCCAAUCAGCAGUGGGCGUGUGAUGGCAGUAAGGACCGCCCCUUGUUGUUGUGUGUGUUGAGAUGGAAGGGGUGACGACCUGCAGCACUAAACGUACCUGUGGCCAGUGUGAACAGAAUUCUAUAGGUUCUUCUCUCACGUGUCUAUUCAGGAUCACAAUGCAGCUUUAUUUAUCUAAAGAAUACUGCUGACACUGCACUGUUUUUAUUACACAUUCAAUUGUGGUUUGAGCACUUAUUUAACCUGUGUGUGUGUGUGAGUGAGUGAGUGUGUGUGUGUGUGUGAGUGAGUGAGUGAGUGUGUGUGAGUGAGUGUGUGUGAGAGAGAAAGACCCUUUCUUGGUUCUUUUAUCUUAUUUGUGGUGUUUGGUUCAUGGACCUCUUCAGCACUUCAUUAUGGUGUGUGUGUGUGUGUGUGUGUGUGUGUGUGUAUACACACUAGUUAAGCAUUAAAAUCAGAAGUAUGCAUGUGCUGAUUAAAUAAUUAAUAAGAUAAUAUGGGUUCUACAAUGAGGUAAACAUCAUGAUUAUUAUGAAUAAAUCUGAAUGCGGAAUGUUUUAUUAACUGAGCAAAUUGUUUUGGUGUUAAAUUUUUAGUAUUAAAUUUACUUUGUAAGGAUUUUUAUAAACUCUGAUCGGUCCUAAUAAAGUGAUUACUCAGUAAUGUAAA
Molecule: messenger RNA, 3590 nt
Organism: Tachysurus vachellii
Lineage: Eukaryota; Metazoa; Chordata; Actinopteri; Siluriformes; Bagridae
Gene: pgap6
Product: post-glycosylphosphatidylinositol attachment to proteins 6
Exons: 13
Coding region: 124-2334 (736 amino acids)
Cellular component (GO): plasma membrane
Source: RefSeq, a predicted model, not a curated record